AUGUCUUCUCCUGAUUUAAAAACUUUAGCCACUGAAAAAGAAGCUGUUGAAGCACAUAUUGAUAACGAAGAAGAGUUUGAAGAGUUUCCUAUUGAAGAAUAUAAAACUAGUACAGUUACAGGAGUACAGACAAAAGUUUGUCAACUAGAUGAUUGGGAUGAUGAAAAACCUAAGAUGUCUUUUUCUCAAAUGAUUAAACAAGGAAAACCAUAA
Strongyloides ratti is the source of this 213-nucleotide messenger RNA. Its product is annotated as DSS1/SEM1 family-containing protein. The transcript has a single exon. Lineage: Eukaryota; Metazoa; Nematoda; Chromadorea; Rhabditida; Strongyloididae. The record is from RefSeq and is a predicted model, not a curated record. Gene Ontology annotation, cellular component: proteasome regulatory particle, lid subcomplex. Gene Ontology annotation, biological process: mRNA export from nucleus; proteasome assembly. Bases 1 to 213 code for a protein of 70 amino acids.